AUGGCAAAUAACUACCGUUUUCAUAAUUAUCAGACAAUCAAUCGUCAACUUGAUGAACGCUAUCAACGUUUACUCAAACUCAAUCGCACUCCCUUUCUCCUUACGCAUGCACCAAUGGGAGGAGGUCCGUCAUCGUCCAGUGGUUCAUCAUCGUCUUCAUCAGGCGGUAUACCGAGUGAAUGUUAUAAACAAGCUCGUGAAGAAUUCGAUAAUCGAUAUUUAUCACCAGCUAUAUUUCAACUAGUCUAUCGUGAUUUUCAAGUAAUUCGACCACUUGGACGUGGUGCCUUUGGUUCUGUUAAAGAAGUUAAAUGUAUACGUGAUCCAUUACCAGAUUAUCUUCAACGAACGACUCCUAAUGAUACAGCAGGAAUAUCUUAUCGCGUUGCCCUUAAAAUUAUUAAUAAAAAAAGUGCGCAUAAAAUGAAACAAGAAGAACAUGUUGUUAAUGAAAAACGAAUAUUACAAGCACUAAAUUUUCCAUUUAUAAUACGUUUUUAUUUUUCGUUCAAAGACAAUGCCAAUCUUUAUAUUGGUCUUGAAUUAAUUGAAGGUGGAGAAUUAUUUCGACAUUUACGUGAUUCAGAACGAUUUGAUGAAAAAAAAGCCAAAUUUUAUGCAUCUCAAAUUAUUCUCGCUCUUGAAUACCUACAUUUAUUGGGUAUUGUUUAUCGUGAUCUCAAACCGGAAAACUUGCUCAUCGAUCGUUAUGGCUAUAUAAAAAUGUGUGAUUUUGGUUUUGCUAAAAAAAUUGAUCGCGGUAAAGCAUAUACAUUAUGUGGCACACCUGAAUUUCUUGCACCUGAAAUUAUUCUUGGUCGUGGUUAUAAUAUGGGAGUUGACUACUGGGCAUUAGGUGUUUUGAUAUUUGAAAUGAAUGCUGGUUAUUCUCCAUUCUGGGAUUCCGAUCAGCAAAAAAUAUAUCAUAAAAUUAUCAAUGCGAAAUUUCGACCUCGUUCAUCGUUCACAGACCAUUUAAUUGAUAUAAUACGUGGUUUAUUACAAAAAGAUUUAACAAAACGACUUGGUAUGAUGUUCAAUGGUGUUAAUGAUAUAAAAAAACAUGCUUGGUUUCGUGAUAUUGACUGGUUACAGAUAUUUUUGAAAAAGCUUCGUGCACCUUGGGCACCAGAUACUCGUGCAAAUAAUUUUCCUGAUGCUGAAGAUGAAGAACCCGAACGUUCAUCGAUCAAUUUAUUUGAAAAAGAAUUUAACGAUUUUUAA
Messenger RNA from Rotaria sp. Silwood2, 1224 nucleotides. Lineage: Eukaryota; Metazoa; Rotifera; Eurotatoria; Philodinida; Philodinidae. The record is from the annotation of a GenBank genome assembly.